Schizosaccharomyces octosporus yFS286 is the source of this 1428-nucleotide messenger RNA. Its product is annotated as histone H4. Gene Ontology annotation, molecular function: DNA binding; protein heterodimerization activity. The coding region runs from base 1 to 1428 and encodes 475 amino acids. Gene Ontology annotation, cellular component: kinetochore. The record is from RefSeq and is a predicted model, not a curated record. Lineage: Eukaryota; Fungi; Ascomycota; Schizosaccharomycetes; Schizosaccharomycetales; Schizosaccharomycetaceae. The transcript is spliced from 2 exons. Gene Ontology annotation, biological process: kinetochore assembly; chromosome segregation; mitotic cell cycle.
AUGAAUAAUCCAGUAAUGGAAACACCAAUCCGAAAGACCUCUUUUAAUCAUUUGGUAGGUACAUUGUCCCAAAAAAAGCUUUUUACACCUUCUAGAAAUCGAUCCAGCUUGCCAUCUGCUCAGAGAACUGUUACACCCCAUAAACAGCGAGCAUUAGCAAGAAAAAGUAAUAUAAAUAAAAGAAAGAGCAAUAUCCAUGCAAACAAAACCCCUAGAGAUAUCUUGAGAACAUUAAGUCGUGCUUUAGCGAAGCAACCCAUUCCCUCUCCAGCUGAAUCUAGCAAUGGUAGUUCUCAAAAAAAGAAGCUCCGUAGAACUUCUUCUACAAUGCCAAUAGCUCCUCCAUCUAGGAAAAGCCUAUCAGGACGCCAACUAGACCGCAGAGACAGUAGAAGUCAUGUAGAAGAAGCGGACUUAACUACACAAUCUAUCGAAAUACCUAGGCGAUAUUCUGCACGAGUAAGUGACAUAUUUACGCCUGAAUCUCGAAAAAUAGGCGGGUUUCAGAAUCCAUUUGCGAAUUCCAAGCUUAUGGAAAACGAUAUUAAUCGUGUGCAAGAAAGCGCUCUUAGUAAUUCGCCCGACCAUCUUUUGGAUGUAGGAGAUGAAAUUCCUGUCUUUCGUCUUCCAGUAAGUGAUUAUGAAACAGCAGACCCUGGGGAAGAUACACCUUCAGCCGAUAGAGCCAGUAUGCAAUUGAACCAAUACCAAAGCCCCAUAUUUACAUUUAAUUCAGAUCUUCUUGAAAACGAUACUUCUUUUUCUGGAACAUUAGAAGAUGAGCUGCAAAGAGUUACUUCUCCGGUUCAUCAACCUAGACUCGAUGAAAGCUUCGAACAACAGGCUUUACCUGAUGCUGAAUCCUCGAGAAUAGACAAGCUGCAAAGAAACAUUUCUCCGGCUCACGAGCCUGAACUUGAUGAAAGCUUUGAACAACUGGCUUUACCUGAUGCAGAAUCAUCAAGAGUAGAUGAAAUGCAAGGAAAUACUUCCCCAAUUCAAGAACCGUUGCUAGGUGACCCUCUGAAAGAACCUACUGCAGCAAACCAAGAAACCAUUACUAUUGACGAGAACAUAUCCUUACUUGAUAAAGAUGGUUUCAAGAAGCCGAAGCAAAAAUCUCGUAAAGUAUCUUCAAAAACUUUACCCGAUUCGAACUUACGAAAAUUAGCUAAUGCUUAUUCAAGAAAAAGCGUUUCAUCAAGUGUCAUCGAAGAACUCUCAUCAGUGUCAGAAGAUUUCUUUAAACAAGUCACAGAGGAUCUAUCCGCUUAUGCGGACCAUGCAGGUAGAAAAACUAUUGAAACCAAUGAUGCUUGUUUGCUUCUUAAACGACAGAGGAAAAUUCAUGACAAGGUUUCCCUGAUGGCUCUCCAACGUUCCUACUUAUCGAGAGAAAUAAAGCCUGUAAGUUUUAAAAAGCGAUAA